Messenger RNA from Alternaria atra, 1779 nucleotides. RefSeq lists its product as uncharacterized. The record is from RefSeq and is a predicted model, not a curated record. NCBI's taxonomy places the organism in Eukaryota, Fungi, Ascomycota, Dothideomycetes, Pleosporales, Pleosporaceae. Gene Ontology annotation, molecular function: phosphatidylinositol-3-phosphate binding; ubiquitin binding. Bases 1 to 1779 code for a protein of 592 amino acids. Gene Ontology annotation, biological process: protein transport to vacuole involved in ubiquitin-dependent protein catabolic process via the multivesicular body sorting pathway. Gene Ontology annotation, cellular component: late endosome membrane; ESCRT II complex. The transcript is spliced from 3 exons.
AUGUUCCUGCAUCAGCUCGACCUCACUACCGCACUGCGCCCGUCGCUCCUGCCGGAGGAGACGCUCCUCUUCGUCCAAGACGCCGUCGGGCUGUAUGAGGGGAAAUUCAAGAUACCCCAGUACCAGAAUGGCCAGUCGUAUUUGACUUCGCAUCGCGUCUGCUACGUCGACCAUAGCGAGCCACGCAAGAACUCUGUUGCCAUCUUCCUAAAGGAUGUCGAGAAACCAGAGUUUUAUGCUGGCUUUCUCAAGUCAUCGCCCAAGAUCACGCUAUAUCCGAAGCCUCUGAAGCAGUUGUCGCGCGGCGCGUCUGUACCCUCGAAUCCACAAGGCGCACCAUCAUCAACUCCGCCGCGACAUAGCAGUCCUGCGCCGCCACCUCCAGCGAGCGCGACCUGGGUGUGUCCGAUCUGCUCCUUCUCGAACCCGGUACCGUCCAAUUUCGAUCCCGCGCUCGCGUCACGUACUCCCAUACCGCCCUGCCUAGCAUGCGGAAUCAAGCCGCCUACAGUGCAUGUAGUCAAAGCAGCAAUAGCAGCCAUCUCAAAUAGACCAGCGCCUGGUCCGCCCCCCAAAGAUACAAAGAGCAGCGCUCCCACCCCUACAAGUAAUGGGGGAACGUCGUCAUGUCCAAGGUGUACCUAUCAGAACCAUCCGUCUCUGCUCAACUGUGAGAUAUGUGGUGCUUCGUUAACAACGGCCAUGGACAAAAGACUAGACAUACUUCAAGAGCCUAGUAGGCCACAAUCUCCGGGGCCAGUCUUGUCGUCACCUUUGCAGUCCGAGUCUGUCGAGUGUAUCAAGAUAUCUUUCCGUGCAGGUGGGGGACCCAUAUUCUACGAGCGCCUGAAGAAUGCUUUAGUCCAGCGCAAGUGGCUGCUUCAAAGCGCUCCACCGAUUCCAAAGCCACGGCCAUCAUCUGGUACAUUUGACGACAGCUAUAUGGCCAAGUCUGACGCCUCAUCGGCGGAUGUUGCCCGACCUCGCGUGGUCGGCAUUGCAGGGCUGGAGCGACGAGGCUUGGAGCAGAGGCAGAACAAUGAGGCCAUGAUAGGUAGCGCUUUUGAAGAUCUCGAUGCGCUUAUGACUUCUGCAAAGGAGAUCAUAGCCCUAGCGGAGCAAUUCGCCUCACAGGCCAAUCUAGGAACUAACGGCAGCUCAGAAGCCAACACUCUGGCAUCCCAGUCUGCUUCCGCACUCGGUUUAGUAACGACCAAGGACAUGCUCGGUACGGGGUCUGGGUCUGAGUCGCUAUACGUGUCAGAACUAUCAAGAAACCUGGCAGAAUGGCUGACGGACGACACUCGCGGCAUACUCAGAAGAGAGGGCGGUAUCAUGACAUUGGUAGACUUGUGGGCUGUUUUCAACCGUGCAAGAGGUGGUGUUGAGCUCGUCAGCCCUACGGAUUUUGAGAAAGCAGCGCGAAUGUGGGAUACAUUGAAGCUUCCCGUGCGCCUCCGGAAGUUCAAGAGCGGACUCCUCGUUGUACAAGGACGCGAUCGUACUGAUGAGAAGACUAUAGCAAGUCUACUGGCAUGGCUAAAGACGCUACAUCAAACGCCACCGAACAUGGAAGUCACUUGGGAUUGGCAAGCAUUUGGCAGAGGUGUCACGGCUCAAGAAACAGCGGAGAGAUUCGGCUGGAGCGUUGGUGUUGCGACCGAAGAACUGGAGAUGGCUGAAGAAGCAGGCGCACUGUGUCGCGAGCAGGGUAUUGAUGGGUUCAGAUUCUGGGAGAACUGGCUGGUCAACAUGUCGGAAGUCAUUGCCAACGCAUAA